AUGAAGUUCUCCGAAAAGGCCACCCAGGAGCUUCAAGCUGUUAUGCACGAUGCUGUCUCCCGGCCAGAGGGUAUACCAGGCGCGACUGUGGUCGUCGUCGGCACCGAUGGCACUGAGCUCUUCGCCAAGUCAGCUGGCAAACGAGGCGUUUCGGGCACUGAGGACAUGGCGUUGGAGCACAUUUUCUGGAUUGCCUCGUGCACGAAACUACUAACUGGAAUUGCCUGCCUGCAGCAGGUUGAACGUGGCUCUCUGAAGCUGGAUGACAGUGACCAACUUGAGAGUUUUUGCCCUGAGCUCAAAGACUUCAAAGUGUUCAACAAAAAUGGGGGCCUGGAGCCCAAAAGAAAAGGCAUUACACUCCGAAUGCUUCUCACGCACACGGCUGGAUUUGGGUAUCCAUUCUUCAACGAGAAGCUACGAGAUUGGUGCAUUUCCGAGGGCGCGCAGAUGUCUGCUGCCAGUUUGUCAGACAUGAACGCGCCGUUGUUGUUUCAACCAGGAGAAGGCUGGGAAUACGGGAUUAACAUUGACUGGGCAGGUAUUGCAUUGGAGAGAGCCACGGGUACCAAGCUCAACGACUACAUCCAGACCCAUAUCUGCCAGCCUCUGGGUUUAGAGAACGUGACCAUGUUUCCGACGUCGGAAAUGAAGGAAAAGCUCGCGUACAUGCAUCAACGCUCGCAUGAUGGGACUUAUUUGGCUCGUGACCAUUUCUAUGAGCAACCACUCAAGGCUCAGACCAAGGAACAACAAGAUGCCAUAUUUCACAGCGGCGGGGCAGGCAUGUUUGCCAAGCCACAGGAGUUCUGUCGUGUCCUGUCCGUUCUGCUGAACGGUGGAAUCUGUCCCAAAACAGGGGCCCAGAUCCUCAGAAAGGCCUCCGUGGACGACAUGUUUCGCAACUCCGUCCCUCAAUUUCCGCAAUUUGGCCGCCAGGGCAUUCCCGCUGCAAUUCCGGAACUGACGCAUCCUGUUCCGGACUUGUACCCGACAGAAGGCAACUCGCCACAAGGAUUUGGUCUCACUAUCAUGCUUACAGGCGGUGCCACUGGUCGGUCUGACAGUACUGGGUGGUGGGCUGGACUCCCGAACCUAUUCUGGUGGGUAGAUCGUGAAAAGGGUGUUGCGGGGAUGAUCUGCACGCAGAUUCUGCCAUUCGCUGAUCCCGAUGUCUUGAGUCUUUGGGGUAGAGUUGAGGCGGGUGUGUACAAGGCUCUGGCGGCAGCAGAAGAACAGGGUUUUUGGAAUGAGACAGGCUUCGUGCAAAGACUUGCCAAGGACUAUGAUGGACGGGGCACUUAG
Purpureocillium takamizusanense is the source of this 1305-nucleotide messenger RNA. RefSeq lists its product as uncharacterized. The transcript has 3 exons. NCBI's taxonomy places the organism in Eukaryota, Fungi, Ascomycota, Sordariomycetes, Hypocreales, Ophiocordycipitaceae. The record is from RefSeq and is a predicted model, not a curated record. Bases 1 to 1305 code for a protein of 434 amino acids.